This is a messenger RNA of Plasmopara halstedii, 1350 nucleotides long. Its product is annotated as chorismate synthase. The transcript has a single exon. Gene Ontology annotation, cellular component: cytosol. The record is from RefSeq and is a predicted model, not a curated record. Gene Ontology annotation, molecular function: chorismate synthase activity; FMN binding. Gene Ontology annotation, biological process: chorismate biosynthetic process; aromatic amino acid biosynthetic process. Bases 1 to 1350 code for a protein of 449 amino acids. NCBI's taxonomy places the organism in Eukaryota, Oomycota, Peronosporomycetes, Peronosporales, Peronosporaceae.
AUGAGCACGUUCGGCCGCUUCUUUCGCGUGACAACUUUUGGUGAGUCGCAUUGUAAAGGUGUUGGCUGUAUUGUUGAUGGUGUACCUCCGUCACUCGCUCUCACUGAGGCCGACAUUCAGCCGCAGCUUUCGCGUCGCCGACCCGGCCAGAGCAAGCUCACAACUCCUCGCGAUGAAAAGGACUUGGUGACUAUCAUGAGCGGCACUGAAAGAGGAUAUACGCUUGGGACCCCGGUAGCACUUUUCGUGCCUAAUGAGAAUGUGCGCCCGAAAGAUUACAAGGAGAUGGACCAAGUGCCUCGCCCAGGUCACGCUGAUUACACGUACCAGAUGAAAUACGGCAUACGCGCCAGCAGCGGUGGUGGUCGUGCUAGUGCUCGCGAAACUAUUGGUCGUGUGGCAUCUGGUGCUAUAGCCGAAAAGUGGCUGAAGGAUAAAUUCGGUACGUCCAUCGUAUGUUGGGUGAGCUCUAUUGGUACGGUGGACAUGCCACGCGACCUGUUAAACGACCCCUUAAAGGCCGUUUACACUCGUGAAGACGUGGAUACUGUUGGAUCGAUACGAAUUUUGCGUGACCCUUCCAAAUGGACAAAAGUAAAUGAUGCCGUCGAGCAGCUAGAGAAUGAUAAGGCAUACGACGUCGACUUCGUCAAAGCCGAGGAUGACAUGACUACGCCGGCGUACAUUGACACUGAGAAUAUCGUGUAUAACCGAAAUGGGAACGUGGUUCAUGCCCCCGAAAACCUGGAUGCUUGGCUUACGGAUGACCUGAUCCCUGUGCGGUGCCCACACCCGCCGUCUGCUUGCGCCAUGUCCACGGUUGUGCGCACUAUGAAAGUAGACGAAGACUCGACAGGUGGAGUCGUUACGUGCGUUGUUCGUAAUGCGCCCGUGGGCCUUGGUGAGCCAUGCUUUGACAAGAUGCAGGCUGUGCUUGCUCACGCAAUGAUGUCCAUUCCAGCUACUAAGGGAUUUGAAAUUGGCUCAGGCUUCUCAGGCACCAGCAAGCGUGGAUCAGAGCACAACGAUCCAUUCUGUGCAGGUUUAGACGCAAAGCAGCCGGAAAAACUUGGUGUGACUAAAAACGAUGCAGGUGGUGUUCUUGGUGGUAUUACGAAUGGUGCCGACAUUUAUUUUCGUGUAGCAAUCAAACCCGUGUCGACUAUUGGUCGUGCCCAGCCAACGGUCGACUAUGACGGUAAUGACACCGUGUUAGAGGCCAAGGGUCGUCACGACCCAUGUGUACUACCGCGAGUUGUGCCUCUUGUGGAAGCUAUGGCCGCCCUUGCCAUAGCCGAUGCCGCCAUGAUCCAGUUAGGUCGCGAAGGCAGCAAGCUAGAAGUAGCGUAA